Molecule: messenger RNA, 4013 nt
Organism: Sodiomyces alkalinus F11
Lineage: Eukaryota; Fungi; Ascomycota; Sordariomycetes; Glomerellales; Plectosphaerellaceae
Exons: 1
Coding region: 114-3542 (1142 amino acids)
Source: RefSeq, a predicted model, not a curated record
UGACACCUCAAAGCAACAAGACUGCCCCAUUCGAACUCGUCCUAUCUUAACAGUAAAAAUCAUCAUUCACUACAGUGAAAAUUUAGUUUCGGGAGCGGUUCAGAGCAGUCCAGAUGUCGGAAGAUGCUACAGGAGGAGUCGGGGCGGGCGGCCAAAAUGUCCCUGCUGGUCAAGGCAAGGGAGCCCAGGACCGCCUCAAGAUGUUUGCGCCUCCCGAUCCCAUGCCGGAAUCCGAAAAGGCAAGAACCAUCCAAGAAUACGAAGACAGCUUCGCCGACGUCAUACACGAGUGCGACGAUACCCCAACGGAUGCAAAGCGAGUGCACUUCCUCGACCCCGAGAAAGGCCGCGACCUGAACCCUGAGGAACGCGCCACCGCUCGCGUUCGAGCUAUAGAAACCUCCAUAGGCCAGCGACUCUCCGAAGAAGACGUGGGAAGCAUCUUGGAUUACGCGAUGACAAACGACGGCAUGGUCGAAAGACUGCGGGAGUGGGCGCAGGGCCGUGACGAAGUCCCCACUGUCUUCUUGAACCAGCUCCUUGAACGCCUCCAGACGGUGACCUACGACGCAGUAAUCGAAGAGGCACGUCUUCGCGACGUGAUGCGCCGCGACCACGACCAGAUGCAGACUCGUCUGGACCAGUGCGAGGAAACCUGCGCCAAGGAGCGCGAAGAUGUCAAGGUGGCAGCGCGGACGCAGCUGACAACCGUACACAUCAAGAACAUCGUGACGCGCAUGAACAGCGUGGCGAGGGCACAAGACAGCAUCAUGCGGGACGAGAGUCCAGCCCCGGGCGAGGACGAAGCUUCCGCCAAGAUGGCCAACGAGAAGGCUGCGGCGGAGUGGAAGGAGGCCUAUGACGAGGUGGUGCGCGCCGUCACCGAGCGUCAAAGAUCCGAUGACGCCGUCGACGGAGCGACAGAAGACGAAACGCUGGCGAAACUAAACGUCCUAAGGGAUGCAGAUGAGCAGCUAGAGAUUGCGAUCGACAAACUCCGGGACCUCGCGCGAACCAGACACCGCGACUACCUACUGCAAGCUCGCGGUAGGGGCAGUCCGAAACAGCACCAACUCGAACAAAAACACGCCCAACUCCUACAGGACCAGCAAUCCCUAAAAGAACUAUGGCAGUCACUGGUUACACUGGCCUCCCAAAGAGAGUCCACUCGGGCGGAGCGGCGGGAGAUGAAAAGACAGCAGUCGAGACCUACGGAGACACAGGUCCAGAGCUUCGUCCAGUCCAGGAAGUUGGUGGAAACGAAAAGGGAAUGUGCGCGCCUGAAGCGCCAGCUUUCUGAACGGGAGCUCCAGGUGGCAAUGCUCGAGAAAACGAUCGGCGGAUUCAGAAACGACGAUAUCGAAGCUGCGGUCAAGAGCGUGCGGAUAUACAGGGGCCUCGUCGAAGCCGAACUGCGGAACCGGUGGUACGACAAGGCCGGUCGUCUCGACUCUCACUUCAAGACGGCGGGGAGGCUCAAUAGGUCCUUUGAGGGAAUUCGACAAACUCUCGACGCGCUCGACCCAGACAGUGGUAUCGAACACGAUCUGAAAGAACUCCAAACCAAGACAGCACGAAUCUCGACCGGUCUUGUAGGAGUCACGUCGGGCAUCGGCCAGCUCGUGGCCGAAUUCCAGGACCUGGGACAUCUGAUCCACGACGAUGGCCGAAAGCUGUGGAACGAGGCCGACAGCAGGGCCACGACGGCAGUGAAGGAUCGUCAAAUUGCGGAGCUGGAGCGCAAGGUAGAGAGGCUGGAGGCCAGAGGACUCGGCAUAUCAGACAGCGAGGGCAUCAGGAAGGUGCUUGAAUCCGAAUCUGGGCAGAGGGAGCGCAGCAACCAACUUGCGGAUAGGUACGAGAAAACGAUGCUGGAGCUUCAGAAUAAGCAACAGCAACUUGAGGCGGAGCAGCGCGACAAGGAGAGUUUAGAGGAACAUGUUCACUCGCUGCAGGCGAUGCUCGGCCAACCGUCCGAGCUCACGGAGGAACUCGAGCGACACAGGAGGCGUUGCCUCGACGAGGAGCAGAGAGCCAACGACGCCGAGGACCGGGUGGAGGGGCUAAAGAAAACGCUGGAGGAACUCAGCACGCAACUUCUGGAGCUGCGUGCGGCCAAGGCUGCGAUGACAGGUGGGGAGGAGAUCCGAUACGGCCAGGCCCUCGAAGUACCCGCAGCAGACGUGGAGCUCAUAAAGGAGCUCCAGAAUAAAGACAAACAGAUACGAAUGAUGACGAACAACCAGGCCGAAAGCGAGAAAACAUUGCGGGAGAAGUUGAGAGUCUUGCAGGAGGAGAUCCGUCGGCUGAUGAAAGCAAACAAGAUGGGGAAGGAACGAGAGAGCAAACUGGAAGCGGAACUGGCGGACUGUGAAGACGAGCUCUCCGAGCUCAAAGUGAAGGCGUUGUCGUGGCACACGGCAGCACCGGCUGACGUCGACGAGGUGACACUUAAACAACGGGUUCACGAGGAAUUCGGCAUCAACUUGGACGAGGCGGUCGAGAAUUUGGAGGACGCCAAAGCGAGAUGGAAGGAGUUGUACUCGGAAUGGGAAAGCUGCUGCCAGGAGCGAGACGGUCUGCAAGAGGAGCUGGUGGAAGUCAAAGAGGCGCUGGCGCGGCAAGAGAAGCUUUGCACGGAUCUGCUCGGAGGAAACGGCGGGCUCCGGCGCGAGCUCAUGGAGACAGACCGCAGCAGGGACCGACUCCGGUCUCUCGAAACGGACGAACUCGAGCGGUACAAACGAAUUGUAGCGGCAACCAAGGACCACGUGGACCGGAUCCUGGACAGGAGAGCUCGGGGCGAGGAUGGUAUUGAAGGUAUAUGGCGGCCUGGAGAGCGGAAGACAGUUCCCGACGUGCUGGAGAUAUUCUCACAGCAGAAGUCCACAGAGGCCUAUGAGGACGAUGAGGGGAAUGUCCGGCAACUCAGCACGAACGAGAUGAACGCUUACUGGAAGUUGCUGCGGUUCCUGGAGUUGCGGCGGUACGUAACUUGGGCGCUCGAGCAGCGAGACUUCGGCAGGAUGAGAUCGCAACUCGACAGGCUCGAGCGGUGGUUCACAGAUUCGGGGAACUGGCACGAGUACUAUACCAGGUCGAGCAUCGAAGUCUGUCUCGCGUAUCUCUGGGCGACCCUUCAUGUCCUAGAGGCGCAAGAAAUGUACCUGCAGAGACUACCGGACUGGGACCGUUCGGCGGACAUGGCGAGGGACAGGUUGAAAGAGGGGGAGGAGCUGGAAGAACAAGAUGCAGCGGAGAUGGGAACGCAGAACAACGCAGAACCGCUUGUUGUCUCUCUCAAGGGCUGGCUCGACGAACAGCUGAAGACCGUCUUCAACAAGAGGCACGAGUUUUUGUUGCCGUCGAAGCCCAGCUGCGCUUGCAGGGUCCGACCUGCAUUCUGUCGUAUGCACCGGGAUCCGAGUGCGAGAAAGAACACUCGAUUCUACCAUCUCGCCCAGGUGAAAGGCGCGAGAGCCGAUCUGCUGUUUCAGGAACCAGUCGCGAAAGAUCUGGAGCCGUUCAAUGCUGCGAUCUAACCUUCAUGCGAAAGGGGUUCGGAUGUUCCGUCCCGCCUCAGCUUUUUGUUUUCUUUUGUUCGUUCGUUUCCCCCCCCUGUCAUGUCAUGUUAGACAAGAGAAGAUGCCGUUGAUGUGGGCAAUGAGAGGCGGCUGCAGCCUGUCAUGCCAUUAUUUCGGUAUAUAGACUCGAAUAUGUUACAAAUGAGGAUCACUUCGAGUAGCAUGAUUUGAAGAGGUGCUCUUUAUGGAAGAUUUGGUGGCCCGACUGCUGAGUGUCCUUCAUUUGGUCAUCGGAAACGGGUUGAGGUUGAGGUUGAGGUUGAGUUUCGAGGAGGGAAGUUGGUGAUGUUAUUAUGAAAAUGAAAAUGGGGGAUUGGAAUUACCUUAGUUCACUAAUCACGGAAGUCCUUUCCGGGAAAUCGUUUUGCCGAAUCAGUUUUAUCAGACAUCUUAGCUAAUAUUAGAGUAAUACACGCAACGUGACAUGGC